Branchiostoma floridae (Florida lancelet) is the source of this 3206-nucleotide messenger RNA. Its product is annotated as zinc finger protein 260-like. Gene Ontology annotation, biological process: regulation of transcription by RNA polymerase II. Gene Ontology annotation, molecular function: RNA polymerase II transcription regulatory region sequence-specific DNA binding; DNA-binding transcription factor activity, RNA polymerase II-specific. Gene Ontology annotation, cellular component: nucleus. The transcript has 2 exons. Lineage: Eukaryota; Metazoa; Chordata; Leptocardii; Amphioxiformes; Branchiostomatidae. The record is from RefSeq and is a predicted model, not a curated record. The coding region runs from base 118 to 2481 and encodes 787 amino acids.
UGACGCGAACUGCGGUUUGAGACCGUCUGGGUCAGCGUGAGGUCAUUGUUCUAUUUCAAUAUGGCCGCCGAGCGGAGUUCGAAAUAAGAGGUUUGUUUUCUUUUGUCAAGAACAGUAAUGGAAGAUUCCAGCUGUGAACAUUCUACUGGAGAACUGUGUGCUGCACAUCCUGGGAAGGAGAUGGACUGUACAGAACACCCUGGGAAGGAGAUGGACCAUCCUGGGAAGGAGAUGGACUGUACAGAACGCCCUGGGAAGGAGAUGGACCAUCCUGGGAAGGAGAUGGACUGUACAGAACAUCCUGGGAAGGAGAGUGACAGCAGGGAGACCCAGACAGCAGACAUGGGCCUGCAGCAGGAAACGUGUGAUGUGAACUUUCCCCAACCUGACAACACAUCAACCUCACAGGGACAGACGAGCAUAGGCAAUACGGGAGGUACCAUAUUUCUUGUACCUUGCUCACUUAUUCCCGUUCAGAGUAUGAUCAUCCCUGUCCAAGGUAUGAGUGUUGGGCAUCCUGGGAAGGAGACUGAAGGCAAUAUGGGAAGGAAUGUGCUUAGGCACACCGGUGAGAAACCCUACAUGUGUGGGGAAUGCGGAUACAGGGCGGCUCAAAAGUAUCAUUUAUCCCGACAUAUGAGAACCCACACAGGAGAAAAACCAUUCAAGUGCGACCAGUGUGACUUUUCUGCUGCACAGAAAUCCACUUUGGACAGACAUCUUGCAAAGGUACAGAAAAUAGGAAGGCAUGUGGUUGAACACACCAGUGAGAAAGUCUUCAUGUGUGAGGAGUGUAAAUACAAGACAUCUAAAGAAAAACGCUUUUUCAAGCACAUGAGAAUCCACACAGACAAGCCAUUUAAGUGCCACCAGUGUGACUUUUCUGCUGCUCAGAAAUCCAUUUUGGACAAACAUCUAGUGAAACACACCGGUGAGAAACCCUACAUGUGUGGGGAGUGUGGGUACAGAGCGGCUCACAGGUCCAACUUAUCCCAACAUAUGAAAACCCACACCGGAGGAAAACUCUACAAGUGUGACCAGUGCGACUUUUCUACCAUAUGGAAAUUCAGUUUGGACCAACAUAAAACAAAACACACUGGUGAGAAACCCUACAUGUGUGGGGAGUGUGGGUACAGGGCAACUCUAAAGCCUUUGUUAUCCCGACAUAUGAGAACCCACACCGGAGACAAACCCUACAAGUGUGACCAGUGCAACUAUUCUGCAGCACAGAAAGGUACUUUAGACCAACAUAUAGCAGCAAAACACAACGGUGAGAAACCCUACAUGUGUGGGGAGUGCGGGUACAGAUCUGCUUACAAGUCUGGCUUAUAUCGACACAUGAAAAGUCACACAGGAGAAAAACCCUACAAGUGUGACCAGUGUGACUAUUCUGUGGCACAGAAAUCCACUUUGGACAAACAUAUAGCUGCAAAACACAGUGGUGGGAAACCCUACAUGUGUGGGGAGUGUGGGUACAGCACAACUUACAGCUCAACCUUCUCCAACCAUAUGAGAACCCACACAGGUGAGAAACCCUUCAAGUGUGACCAGUGUGACUAUUCUGCAUCAAAGAAAUGUUAUCUAGACCAACAUAAAACAAAACACACCGGUGAGUAUCCUUACAUGUGUGGGGAGUGUGAGUACAGGACAGUGCGUAAGUCAAACUUUUCCGAUCACAUGAGAACCCACACAGGAGAAAAACCUUACAAAUGUGAUCAGUGUGACUAUUCUGCGAUUUUAAAAUCUUAUUUGAACAAGCAUAUAUCAAGACAGCACAAUGAUGACAAACCCUACAUGUGUGGGGAGUGUGGGUACAGGGCAGCUUGUAAAUCUGACUUGUCCAAACAUAUGGCAAAACACACAGGAGAAAGACCAUACAAGUGUGACCAGUGUGACUAUUCUGCAGUACGGAAAUGCCAUUUGGACGAGCAUAUAGCACGACACACCGGUGAGAAACCCUACAUGUGUGGUGAGUGUGGGUACAGGACAGUUAAAAAAUCACGCUUAUCUAUACACAUGAGAACCCACACAGGUGAAAAACCCUACAAGUGUGAUCAGUGUGACUAUUCUGCAGCACUGAAAAGUCGUUUAAAUGAGCAUAUAGCACGACACAUUGGUGAUAAGCCCUACAUGUGUGGUGAGUGUGGGUACAGGGCAGCUAAAAAAUCCCGCUUAGCCACACAUAUGAGAACCCACACAGGAGAGAAACCCUACAAGUGUGACCAGUGCGACUAUUCUGCUGCAGAGAAAUCCGCUUUGACCAGGCACCUUUUCAAACACAGUGAUGAGAAUCCCUUCACGUGCGGGGAGUGUGGAUUCAAGACGGAUAGCAACUCUCACUUAUCCCGACACAUGAGAACUCAUACACCGACAGGGGAAAAACCCUACAAGUGUGACCAGUGUGACUAUUCUGCAGCACAGAAAAUACGUUUAAACCAGCAUCAUCUCGCUAAACACACUGGAGAAAGACCACCAGUGUGACUAUUCUACUGCAGACGAAUCCACCUUGGACGAGCAUCUAAUUAUAAGAAAUCCCGUUUGUGAGAAACCCUACAUGUGUGGGGAGUGUGGGUACAGGACAACUCGGAAGUCUAUCAUGUCUGAACAUAUGACAAUUUAGCCAUUGAGUAUGUAAAUAAAUCAGUUUCAGUACUUAGGCAAAAAGUACUCAUUUUGUUUGUGUUAGAAUCAACUGUUUGUUUAUUUAUUUUCAAUCACUUUAAUUUGAAUCAUAUGCAUAUAGUUAAGUCAUGCUCCUGGUCUUUAACUAAGAAAUGGGUUAUUUAACUGUUUUUCUAAUUCAUCCAGAAUAAACUAACAUCUGAAACAAGUUACUAGUAUACAGUCAUAUACACCAUGUUGUGUACAUAGUAUUUUGAACACAUGUCAGUAGGCAUUUUGAUGAUCAAAGAACACACUGUCUGGCUAGUCUUCUAAACUUUUUAAGCAUCAAUUUUUUUUUACUCUAUUUUGUUCGAAAGAAUAACCUAACUUAUGCAACAAUAACAAUAUUGUUAUAGUAUAUGUGGUUUGUUUUUCCAAGGAUGUUAUUAUUAUUGAUCUUAGGCCUAUGAAGAAAAACGCUUGUUUCCUUUUUCAUUCCAGAAUUUUUUUUUCUUGUAUUUUAUUUUAAGGCUGGCCAAAGCUCUAGUGAAACAUAUUACAAUACAGUGAACAAAGUAAAAUAAAAUGCAUGAGGACACGAA